AUGUCACCAUGGAAACGCCUUAAUCAAGAAUUAGGCUUUGGUGGUGAAGAAAAGCCAUUUAUUCCGAGAGAGACAAAUUUUCUGAUUGUUGGAGGUGGACUGGUUGGUAUGUCUUUAGCUUACUGGUUAAAAGCAUACAGCAAUAAAUAUAGUGGUCAAAGCAAAGUGGUAGUUGUGGAAAGGGACCCUUCUUACACCAGAGCUUCAAGUGUUUUAUCUUGUGGUGGACUACGACACCAGUUUAGUUUAGCUGAAAACAUCCAACUGUCCAUGUAUACAACUGAGUUCUUACAAGAGAUUAAAGAACAUUUAAGUAUUCUAGGGGAAAAUGACCCACCAGAUGUACAAUUUAACCAUCAGGGAUAUCUGUUUUUAGAAGGUCCAGAAAAAGCAGAAAAAUUGGCUAAAAUGGUAGAUAUGCAGAACCAGAUGGGUGCUAAAAUCAGACUUCUUACUAAAUCACAAUUGAAAGAAAAGUUCCCUUGGAUCAAUCUUGAAAAUGUUGAAGUAGGUUCCUAUGGAAUACAAGGAGAAGGAUGGUUUGAUCCAUAUCUUUUUUUAAGAUGUCUGUACCAAAAGAAUCUUGCUUUGGGCAUUGAUAUCGUACAUGGUGAACUAGAUAGAUUUGAAUUUCAACCUGGACCUUUAGGAAAAGACAGAUUGUCAGGGGCAUAUAUUAAAACUAAUGAUGGUCAGGAACAUGGGAUUAAAUCAACUUUAGUGUUUAAUUGUGCUGGAAGUUGGGCAAGGGAAAUAGCAAUGAAAGCUAACCUUUGCUCCAAAGAUUGUAGUGAUUUUGCUGUUCAACCUAGAAAGAGAUAUGUGUACACUUUCCAUUGUCCAGAUGGUCCUGGCAUUGAGUCACCGUUUUUUGUGGAUACUACUGGUGUAUAUUUCCGUAGGGAAGGACUUGGUGGGAAUUAUAUUUGUGGUGCUUCCCCAUCUAAAGAUUAUGAACCUCCUUCUGAUGACCUUAGUGUUGACUAUAAAUUUUUUGAGGAA
This is a messenger RNA of Lottia gigantea (owl limpet), 1002 nucleotides long. RefSeq lists its product as hypothetical. The annotation marks the transcript as partial. Lineage: Eukaryota; Metazoa; Mollusca; Gastropoda; Lottiidae. The transcript has a single exon. Gene Ontology annotation, molecular function: oxidoreductase activity. Gene Ontology annotation, cellular component: cytoplasm. The record is from RefSeq and is a predicted model, not a curated record.